Cyprinodon variegatus (sheepshead minnow) is the source of this 1594-nucleotide messenger RNA. Its product is annotated as ephrin-B2a-like. The transcript is spliced from 5 exons. Gene Ontology annotation, cellular component: plasma membrane. NCBI's taxonomy places the organism in Eukaryota, Metazoa, Chordata, Actinopteri, Cyprinodontiformes, Cyprinodontidae. Gene Ontology annotation, molecular function: ephrin receptor binding. Gene Ontology annotation, biological process: blood vessel morphogenesis; axon guidance; ephrin receptor signaling pathway. The coding region runs from base 196 to 1161 and encodes 321 amino acids. The record is from RefSeq and is a predicted model, not a curated record.
AGACUUUAUUUACGCGCAAUGUGGAGAAUGUGGCUCCGCGGUGAGGAGGAGACUCCUGAUAACUCCGCGGGGUUUUCAUCGGGUUUGCGCUCCUCUCUACGAUCACCUGGAUCUAAAGCAGACAUGCAGAUGCGGCAGAUAUCGGACACUUUUCGCUCUUAUUUAUGAUACUUUGCAUGCGGUGCCUUUCCUGUGAUGGGGGGACGCGCACGGAGCUGCGGCGCACUGGUCCUUCUGGCCAUCCUUGGCUCCUGCCGAGGCGUAACGCUGAAGCCAAUCGACUGGAGCAGCUCCAACACCAAAUUCACUUCCACUCAGGGUUUGGUCCUCUACCCUCAGAUAGGGGACAAGAUGGACAUUGUUUGUCCCCGGGCUGAUCCCUCAUCAGGUAGGACAGAGGAGUUCUACAAAGUCUACCUGGUGACCAAACGUCAGAUGGAGAGCUGCAGUGUGGAGAAGACGGACACGCCUCUGCUUAACUGUGACAAGCCUGACCAGGAUGUCAAAUUCACAUUCAAGUUUCAGGAGUUUAGUCCAAACCUCUGGGGCUUGGAGUUCCUCAAGGGGAGGGACUAUUAUAUCACUUCCACCUCUACAGGGUCUCUAAAAGGGCUGGAUAAUAUGAGUGGAGGGGUGUGCAGGUCCAAAUCCAUGAAACUGGUGCUGAGAGUCGGCCAAAAUUCCUCCGAGCCACUUUUAACGCUUCAGGAGUCCCCGACCAGAUUCCCACCUGCACCACCAAAGACAAAAAACAAGGAUAUCUUCACAAAAGGUAUGGGCUCUGAAGCUGGACAGGCAUUCCCCUCAGGGCCGGGUGUCAUCGUUUGGGUCAUAUCUGGCUGCUUGAUCCUGCUCCUGGUCACUGCAGUUGUUUUAGUGCUGCUGUGGAAGUACCAUCGGCGCUGCUGUGUCCCUGAUCGGCAGCAGCAGCACCAGCCGCCUGUCUCCGUGUCCCUGAGCACUUUGGCUGUGCCGAAGCGGGACAGCAUCAGCAGCGAUAACGACGGCUCAGACCGUAGCGAGGUUGUCUUCCCUCUGCGGCCCUCAGAAAGCAUGAUCUGCCGUCACUAUGAGCGUGUGAGCAGUGAUUAUGGCCCUCCUGUGUAUAUAGUUCAGGAGAUAAUGCCUCAAAGCCCCACCAACGUCUACUACAAAGUUUAAUGUGUGCUGCUCUUAUGAUUUCUCAUUAAGAAUAACUUUGCAAGAAGAGGACUCCAGCUGUCAACUUUAAACUAAAGUCUGGGUUUGAAUUCCUUUAUACCUUGCAGAGACUUCUGUCCUACUGUCUACAAACAUUGAAAUGGAUCUACAAAACGCGGUGAAGGACAGUCUGAUCGAACAAAUAUCCUGUUACACAUCAUUCCUGUUACUCAUUAACAGAGAAAUAAGAUUUAUUUAUGAGAAAAUGUCUUUUUACUGCUACCCUUGUGUGAGAGAGUUAACUGUAGUUUAUUUAACUCAUUGAUGAAUAAAGCACUGAAGAAUAUUGAACAGAAAUAGAUUAGUUUUUUUCAGCAUCUGUUGUCUAAACAUGUUUGAAAUCCUGUGAACUAAAAGAUAAUACAGAUAUUUAUUAAACUGAAUCAAUAAUCUA